This is a messenger RNA of Cuscuta epithymum, 2048 nucleotides long. The record is from the annotation of a GenBank genome assembly. Lineage: Eukaryota; Viridiplantae; Streptophyta; Magnoliopsida; Solanales; Convolvulaceae.
CCCGUAUUAAGAAUGAGAUGGAUGAAGGUCCACGAGGAACGGUUAGAUGUGGAAAAUGCCACCAAACCGGCCAUAAUAGAGCGACAUGUGCGAAAAGAUCGUCUAGACAAGAGGGGGGGUCCGCCGGGCAUGGAGGUGAUAGCGGAUCCUGGGCCGAGUGAUCGUUCUGUCCUGACAUUGCAGGCAUCGCACAGGAGUGAGGAUGUUUGGCUUGGCAUGGAUGUCCAGGUUGAUAGGUGCCGCGAGCACCUGCGGGGUUUGUCCCAUUUACAUGUCGACCCCAGAGUCCUAGCCUAUGUUCGUGCUGCUGGUUUUUUUACACUGCACAGAUUAGUGGCUACUGUGCCUCUUGAUAGAUCCCUUCUCACUGCUCUACUUGAGCGUUGGAGGCAGGAGACCCACUCAUUUCACCUCCCUGUUGGUGAGGUGACUGUGACAUUGGGAGAUGUGGCUGUACUCACCGGGUUAGAGGUUCAUGGGAGAGCUGUUACAGGCACUGCUUGUCGACAGUGGGUUGAUGAGUGUGAGCGGUUGUUAGGUAUCCGCCCCGUUCUUAGGACUGACCUUCAGGGGUCAUCUCUUAGGAUGCCGUGGUUGAGGGAGCACUUUCAGGUCCUUCCUCCCGACGCUGAUGAGGUUAUCAUCCAGCAGCAUGCUCGGGCGUAUAUAUUGAUGAUGAUGAUGGGAGCCUCCAUUUUCGCUGACAAGAGCGGAAAUGAGGUUCAGGUGCUACACUUGCCUUUGCUGGAGAGGUUUGAUGUAGCAGCACAGUUCAGCUGGGGUAGUGCCACCCUGGCUUAUCUAUACAGGCAGCUGUGUCGCGGAUGCAUCAGAGAGGGAGCACAGAGCUGGGGGGAUUUUUGCUACUCCUCCAGAUUUGGUCAUGGGAGUAUAUCCACAUUGGCCGUCCCAUUAUAGUCGGAUAUCAUGGCAUUGAUGGACAGCCACUGCCUGAUGAGCCUCCACGUCUGCUAGGACCACAUCAUGUACGGGGCGAGGACCCUCUAGGCCGUCGGUGGCUAUAUGCUGGUCUAUCUCGCAUGUCAUCCGCUACUGGGCUCGGUGUCUACAGGGAUGCAUUGGAUCGGAUGUCUGAGGACCAGGUCACAUGGAUGCCGUUUAGACCUGAUAUGUUAGCAGAGUUGCCCCCAGCUGGACGAGAGCAUACUCACAUCUGGCGAGCACGUGUCCCGUUGAUAUGUUUUGACAUUGUUGAGCUGCAUUUGCCUGAUAGAGUCAUGCGACAGUUUGGGUUUGAGCAGGUCGUUCCACGUCCUAUCGACACUUAUGUACAGCUGCAUAAGCUGGAUAGGCGUGGGAAGCAUACAGAGGAUUGGGCACUCAGACAUGUCCGAUACGUGACUAUGUGGGAAAGGAGAGCUGAGCUAGCUGUGGUUGGGACACCCACAUAUGUGCCAUCUGUUUCAGGAGACUACAUGGGAUGGUACUACAGCAUCACUCGGUUAUUUGUGUCUCCUUCGUUCAGACUCCCUACUCAUCAUUAUCAGCCUAGCUCCUUGGCUUUGCAUCUUACGACACGAGCUUUGCAGCGCAUACAUCAGCGGGCUACUGCCACUGUGACUGAUAUUCCUGAUGUGGACAUGUAUGGACAGGCUCUGACAGGCAUUGCCUCGUUGUGCUCAGAUGUGUUGGGCCGAGUAGACUACGGACAUCUUAUACACAUGCCCCCAUCUCAGGAGAUGGCAUCCACGUCUAGUGCAGCCGCGGCUUCAUCAUCCCAGACGCAACAUGAGAGAGUGGUUCUUCAACCACGACAACGCCGUAGGCGUAGACAUGAGCAACAACAUCUCCAUGACGAAGCUGACGAUGGGAACUUGUAGUCUGUCUUUUGUAUUGUAGUUUUUCUUAUGCAGUAGAUGUUGUAGGAACAAUUUACAACAUUUGACGUAUUUUAUCUUGUAAAGUCUUGUAUGUUGUCUUGAUGUGUUCGAGUCUGAAUAUUAGAUGAUUACUUGUUAUGAAUAUUGAAUGAUUGUACUUUGUUAUACCGGUUAUUUUGAAGGUGUUUUUUAUGUUGAUGAGAGGGG